UGUGGCAAGCACUUACUUCCGCCCGCCUCCUCUCAGCCGUUGUAAAAAGGUCCCGCGAUAUUUUUUUAUCUGUGGUUCAGCGCGCCGUUUUUUGGCUUGUCAAUCGAAACCACGCAACAAUUUUCUCUUGAUUUUUGCCGUAAAUUUAAGUAAUUUCUUGAUGUAUUAUACGAAGAAACAUUGCAAUCGAUGCGCCACAUAAAGUUGCGUGAAGUCUAAGCUCGGAGUGCUCGAAAAUCGGUGCGAUAUUCGUUGUUCCGUCGCAGUGACCCGCGAACUCAUAACAUGCCUCUGUUGAAAAGAAAAGCGUUUGAGAAAUCCAAGGCGUCCGGGUACUUGCGUGACGACGAUGAGGUCUUCCACUGCGAAAUCACCGACGAGAUCUUCAAGGACUAUGAAGAAUAUUGUGAGAGGAUCAUAUUGGUUAAUUCCAUGGUGUGGUCAUGUGAGAUGACAGGGAAGAACAACUUGACGUACGCAGAGGCGCUGGAGAGUGAGAAAGCUGCAAGAAAGUCGCUCAGAGACUUCCCUAUGGAGCUUAGGAUUCCAAUUCUAUACUUGGCAUCGAAGACCAAGCGGAGUUCAUUUGCUGAGAUGUCUGAGGAUGUGUUCAACUACGUGAGGGAGAGGUUCUUUGUGGGAGAGACGGUGGAGGCCUGCCUGGAGGGGGACUCCUGGCAGGAGGCACACAUUCUCUCCAUCACAGCACAGAAACAGCCACCAGGAAGCAAAGUGGUACUCCCCGGAUCAUCAUACUGCUACGAGGUCGAACAGUACCAAGAGGACAACCCAGCGGGAGGCAAGAUAGGCCUCGCGCCUCACGACCGCGUACGCCGACGCAAGGGAGUUUAUUCGAGGGACAAGAACCGGCUGUUCCUCAAGCAGUUUGUACAACAGUCCCAAGGCAUCAUUGUCAUCAAGAAAUCAGCACUAGAGAAAUACAACAUAGGCAAAGUGAACUUCGACCAGAUAUUCACCGGCUCCCCGCCCGAGUUCUCCCCCUCAAAGAAACUCCUCAAGUCUCCCCCCACCAAGGCCCCCGCCAAGCCGGGCUCUGCCACCAAGCUGAAGGCCAAGAAGGGGACUCCGGAUAAAAAGGGACAGCAGUCCAUGGACAAGUUCCUUAAGAAGACAGAUAAAAAUGAAUCACCCAAACCAAAGACACCAUCAGACCCUAACGCCAAGAAGAGCGCCCAGGAACUGGCGGCGAAGAUGCGUCGCGCUGAAGAGGAGAUGCGACAGCGGAAAGAAGAAGAAAAGGCCAAGAAGAAAGCAUACCUGAAGGAGUGGCAGAAGGUUAAAGAAGACCAGGAACUGGAGGACCAUAAGAUAAUCCCCAAAGGCACCCCCAUAGACAUGGAAGGCAUACCGCACGAGCAUUUCGGGGACUUCUUAUCCGUGCUCGAGUUCGUGCAUAUUCACGGCGAGACCCUCAAGGUGAAAGACACCCUCCACAACGGCCUCGACAUUGAAACGUUCCGCAAAGCUCUGACCUUGAAGCAGCACGCGGGCGUGUUCAGCGACCUGGUGCAGAUGUUCCUCACCACAAUCUUCCAGCUGCAGGAGGACGAGGCCGAGGACUACAACGAGAGCGGCGGCAUACAGGAGUCCACUGAUUACGAGCCUAUGACCGCAGGCAUGGACAAAGCAGUGGAACUGGCCACAAAGGCUAGCAAAUGGUCUCAAACAUACCUCGGUACCCCGCUUAGCAAGCUACCACUCGACCCUACCACAGUCAGCGAAGUACUCAGGCUGCACCUGCUGUCGUCGGGCGCCGCGCCGGGCUCGCGCUGCGCCACGUGGCGCUACCACCAGCGCGGCGGCUACAGCUCGCACGACGACGCCGGCCUGCGCCUCCGUCUGCAGCACCCCGACAUACUCCGCACCAUGCUCACCAAACAUGUCGCUGAUAUGUCGCUAGGCGAUAAGUUCCUGAUCCUGCAGUGUCUCAUGAACCAGAUAAUCAGCUACGCGACGGUGCGGGACAUCAUCGAGGAAAAACUUGAUGAGAUGCGCAACACCAAGCAGGCUCUUAGGUCGUUGCAUAUAAACGAGCGUCGUCGCGAAGCCCAGCUCUUAGCAUCACGGCAAGAACUAAAAAAAGAGUAUGCAGCCAAGAAAGCAGAACAGAAACUCACCGGGGAAGCGGCCAAAGCUCACGAUGAAGCCCUCAAGACGGCCUUGGAGAAGAUGAAUAAGGAGAGCGAAGGGUUGAAGGUGGAGUAUGAGAAGAAAGUUAAGGAGCUGAAGGUGCAGCUGUUCGAUUACACGUCUUAUGUCGGUUCGGACCGCGCGUUUCGCCGCUACUGGCUAAAUCAGCAUGUUGCUGGGUUGUUUGUGGAGAACGGCGCCGAGAGCCGCGGCCCGUGUCGAGACAAAAUGGCCGACUUGCACCGCGAGCGAGCCGGUAGCGACAAAGAGAACGAAUCAGCAGCGAACUCCCGCGGCGGGUCCCCAAAGAAACCCCUCACCAACAUCAACGGGCUCGCCAACAAGCUCAACGGACUGGAGGCCGGUCUAGCGCAGGCGCAAGAACUCAUGCUGUGCACUGGAGACCCGCCUACCUGUAACGUACAUGGAAAGGACGAAUAUCGGCCGUUCUGGUGGGUUUACCACACUCAAGAACAAAUCGAGGGCCUGAUCCAAUCGCUCAACAAGCGAGGUUUGAGAGAGAACGACUUACGGCACAACCUCGAGUUGGACAAGGACAACAUACUGGAGUACAUACAGAAGUGUCCGCUGCAUUUAUUGAAUCCGGCAGCUAAAGUGCCACCGCCAGUCCCGUCGACGCGAAUGCACAAAUUCCAGCCCUCACUCAAUGUCCCAGACGACUGCACGCUCUCUGAGGCACUGGAACUGUCUCUCAGAGACCAUAUAUUGGAGUUGGAGGAGAAGAUCUUCCACGGCUGUCUAGGAGUGCUCAAAGUUAAGGACCGCGAAGCGUGGCGCGGCACGAUCAUGGUGCGCGGGUACGACAAGCAGGCCGACCACCUGGCGUGGGGCCCCGGCCGGCGCUACCGGGACGACUACGUCACGGCGGCGGCGGCGGCGGUACCCACAGACAACAAAACCGACAUAACAGCCAUACCAGAGAACAAAUACCGCGAUCCCGGCCACUGCCUCGAACCGCGACCCAACGGCAUCAAGGUGGAGCCCGGCGCCUCCACCGCCGCCCUGCACGCCACAGUUCGAGGGCUGGCGGGAGCACUUCUUCAGGUGGAGCAGGCCAUACACCACAAGUACAUCAAGCGCCCACUGGGCCUUAGCGACAAGGAACGCAAAGAGCGCGAGGCCAAAAACAAGCCCCUCGACAACGACACCCUCGAGCGCUGGGAGGUCUCCCUCAUGGAGUGCCGCAGUUUCGCCCAAAUCGUCCUACACCUCUUCACGCUAGACUCCAGCAUCACAUGGUCAGCUAGCAUAUUGAAUGCGAGCUGUAGGUUGUGUAGGAGGAAAACUGACCCGGAUAAUAUGUUGCUGUGCGAUGGGUGUAAUAAGGGGCAUCAUCUGUAUUGCCUGAAGCCUAAACUUACGAAAGUACCAGACGGCGAUUGGUUCUGCGAGCAGUGUCGGCCGAAGGAGCGGACGCCGCGCAAACGGAGGCGAGUGAUCGAGGAACCUAUCAACGACGACAGUGACAGUAAAAGCGAGGAGUCGGAAGACGAGUUGGACCUCGGUCUCUGCGGGGCGUGCGGCAGUGGAGGAGAGCUGGCGGCCGUGUGCCGCUCGUGCGAGUCCCGCUACCACGCCGAGUGCGUCGCCGCGCCGCCCUCGCGGCAGGCCAAGCGGUGGAUCUGCCAGGCCUGCCAGGCCCCACCUUCUGCACACCCGAAGAACUCGAGCCGGCGCUGCGCCGCGGCCGCGCUCGACAAUAUCCACCACUACACGCGCGCCCUGCACGGCCGCCGCAGCAGCGAGGAUUCUUACGACAGUGAAGACAACACAUCGCUAAUAGCACUUAAGAAGACGAGGUCACGACAGAGCAAGGAAGCGUCGCCUAUCGUCAAUGGAGAUACGCCCACUAACAAUAGGAGAUCGCGCAAAUCGAAAGACGAAGUCAACACGAGUGCGAGCAAAAAAGCGAAAGCGCCUCUUACGAACGGUGUUCACGAAGAAAAACAAGUGAACGGCAGAAAACGAGGCAACAAAGAAACGUCACUCCAUACGGAGGGCUUGGAGCAGCUCCUUAAAGAGGUGAUGAAACACAAGGACUGCUGGCCGUUCUACGACCCCGUCGACACGGAAAUGGUGCCCGACUACUUGGACGUCAUCAAAACUCCCAUGGACUUCACGACGAUCAAGGAGAAGCUGUCACGAGGCGAGUACGAGACGGACGCGGCGCUGCUGGCCGACACCGCGCUCGUGUUCCACAACUGCUACACUUACAACAAGGACACGCACCCUGUAGCCAAAGCGGGCGUCCGCCUCGAGCAGUACAUCCAGCGGCGCUGCGCCGACCUCUCCCUCCCGCCGCUGCCCGAGCUGCGCCUCGACGAGGCGGCGCCCGGAGCCAAGAAGCCGCGCCUCAAGUGACCGCAGCCGCCGCCGCGCCUGCGCGACUACCUGUGCUACUAGGGCGACAGACGUUGGUUUGGUGUUUCAUCUACUCCUAGUACU
Molecule: messenger RNA, 4617 nt
Organism: Cydia splendana
Lineage: Eukaryota; Metazoa; Arthropoda; Insecta; Lepidoptera; Tortricidae
Gene: Acf
Product: bromodomain adjacent to zinc finger domain protein 1A-like
Exons: 26
Coding region: 286-4533 (1415 amino acids)
Biological process (GO): regulation of DNA-templated transcription; regulation of heterochromatin formation; positive regulation of DNA replication
Cellular component (GO): nuclear chromosome; CHRAC
Molecular function (GO): protein binding; DNA binding
Source: RefSeq, a predicted model, not a curated record